Brassicogethes aeneus is the source of this 546-nucleotide messenger RNA. Lineage: Eukaryota; Metazoa; Arthropoda; Insecta; Coleoptera; Nitidulidae. The record is from the annotation of a GenBank genome assembly.
AUGGGAAAUUCUAGCAGUACUAUAACUACCGAUUUAUUGGAGGAAUAUAAUGUUCUCACCUAUUUAACAAAAUCAGAGAUUUUAAGUUUAUACAAGCUCUUUAACCAAAUAGAAGGGGGUGCAAAUGGAAAAGUUUCCGUGGAAAAAUUAGAAAAAAAGUUCCCGCAAUUACAGGUAAAUCCUUUCAGAGACAGAAUCUACGAGGUGUUUUCGUCAGAAGGAGAUUACAAAUUUUCGUUUGAGGAUUUGUUAGACUUAUGUUCCGUGAUGUCCGAAAAAUGUCCCGACAGUGUAAAAGCGGCUUGGGCAUUUAGAAUUUUCGAUUUUGAUGGGGAUAAUGCUCUUGGAAAAGAUGACUUAAAACAGGUCAUUGAUAGAGUCACUUCACGAGCAGGUGAAAUUCAAACAGAACAAAAAGAACACAUCAUUGAAAUUUUGUUGAGAAACAUGGAUAUGGAAGCAAGCGGAUCUGUAGGACAAAUAGAAUUUCAACACGCUGUUGGAAAAAUGGCAGAAUUCGCCAGCUCUUUUACGUUUAGAUUUUAA